AUGUUAAUGAGGCUAGCUAUAAAAAUCGAGUCGAUACCUUUGCAAUUUGUCAGUUUGCUUUGCGAUAAGUAAUAACAAUAUUUUUUACUUCUUAAAUUCAGAUCAACUAUUAUUAAAAAUGAGAGGUUUAUAUCUGUUGUUUAUUAUCAUCUCCUUGGCAGUGGCACAUACUCCAAAAAAGUCUAAUUGCGUUCGAUAUAUUGAUUGUCCAACAGAAGAGUCUAACGAAGUGACGUUUAUGAAUGAUCCGAAAAACUGUCACAAUUUUUACAAAUGCACAAAAAUGAUAUGUCCUUUGGAAUGCCCAGAUCGUGGCAACGGAAAUCGAUUGGUCUGGAAUUCGAAAGAAAAAGUCUGCGAUUGGUCGUUUAAUGUUCCCAAUUUAACAAUCUGUCCUGACAUUAAUAAUCCACCGACGUCAUCGCCGUCGACACCGUCAUCAUCGACACCAUCAUCGUCGACACGUCGACUGUCGUCAUCGACACCGUCGCCGUCGACACCGUCAUCAUCGACACCAUCAUCGUCGACACUGUCGUCAUCGACACCGUCAUCGUCGACACCGUCAUCGUCGACACCGUCGUCAUCGACACCGUCGUCGUCGACACCGUCAUCGUCGACACCGUCGUUGUCGACACCGUCAUCGUCGACACCGUCAUCGUCGACACCGUCGUCGUCGACACCGUCAUCGUCGACACUGUCGUCGUCGACACCGUCGUCAUCGACACUGUCGUCGUCGACACCGUCAUCGUCGACACCGUCGUCGUCGACACCGUCAUCGUCGACACCGUCGUCGUCGACACCGUCGUCAUCGACAUCAACAGCUCCAUCGACUUCAAGGUGUCCAAAAAAUGGAAAAAAAAAUAUACCGCAUGAAUCAAACUGCAAUCUAUAUUAUUUAUGCAUUGAUGGAAAAAAGACGCUUGAAAAAUGCUUAGAAGGACACAUUUUCAAUCCAUUAAUCGAGAGCUGUGACUUACCGAAUCAUUAUCCUCCUUGUCAAAAGAUUAUCUUCCCACGAAAAUCAUUUUAUUUUUAAACGAUCGUUUCAUUUUCAUACGUUCAAUUUUUGAAAAAGAAUAAUUAGAAAUUGAUCAUGCGUUUGAUCAUGUCUUUUUUUGUAUAUCAUUCUGAUAUAUUUGUAAAACUAUCAAUAAAAUAUUCGAAUAAAAUUUUA
Messenger RNA from Apis cerana (Asiatic honeybee), 1174 nucleotides. RefSeq lists its product as uncharacterized. The record is from RefSeq and is a predicted model, not a curated record. Gene Ontology annotation, cellular component: extracellular region. NCBI's taxonomy places the organism in Eukaryota, Metazoa, Arthropoda, Insecta, Hymenoptera, Apidae. Gene Ontology annotation, molecular function: chitin binding.